This is a messenger RNA of Caenorhabditis briggsae, 891 nucleotides long. Gene Ontology annotation, molecular function: protein binding. The record is from RefSeq and is a predicted model, not a curated record. The transcript has 4 exons. Lineage: Eukaryota; Metazoa; Nematoda; Chromadorea; Rhabditida; Rhabditidae. The coding region runs from base 1 to 891 and encodes 296 amino acids.
AUGGGAAAAUUGGAACCUACUUGGCAAGGAAUCCCGUUUGAAAUCAAAGAGGUUGUUUUGAAAUAUUUGGAGUACAAAUCGAGAUUUCGUCUCCGAGUUUGCUCCAAAUCCGACAAAAAUCUGAUCGACAACUCUCCAGUAUUUCUAAAACAAGUUGAACUUUAUGAAAAUCCUCUAGUGCUCCGUAUAAAUAAUAAUCUGGAAAUGCAAGAAAAUGUGAUUGCUCAUUUUUUGGAAAUCUUCAAAAACAAGUAUUCCAAAGUUAAAUCUCUGAUUCUCGAUUCCAAACAACUGGCAAAACUUUCCCUGGAAUCUGAAAAUACGUUGAAAACCCGAGAAGUUUAUUUCAAAACUUUUGGAAUGUCUCAACAAAAUUUUGUUCGAUUAUUUCAAAAAAUUGAUUUGAAGUCGAUAAAAUCCAUUUCCUUUCGAAGAAAUCUGUCAGAAGACUUAAUUGACCAAUUAGCGAGAACUGACGCCUGGAAAAAUUCUCUUCAAAUUUUCUGCUAUGGACGGCAAGAUAUUCCAAUGGACCACGUGCUCGGCAGGAAUCACUUCAGAGCACAAGUCAUAAAUUUGGAGCCUGUUGGAAUUUGGAUUGCGGAGUUCAAGGAAAAACCUGAAAAGGUUCGAAAUGAGCAGUGGCAAUUUUCCACCGAGCACUCUUGCAGUUAUAUUUUCCCGGUCAACACUAAAAAUCGAAUUUUCGUCUUAAGAAUGAGAAGAUCCGGAUUCAAUGGAUACGAUAUUGAAGGAUACGUCUGUACGGAAAAUUAUACAGACGACGAAUUCGGAAAAUAUGGAUCCUGGAUUCCGAAGAAUCAUGAAAUUGUGAAUCACAGAAUUCGAAGAGGAAACUUUAAUAUUGUCAAUUUAGCGAACUACCUAUAG